This is a messenger RNA of Juglans microcarpa x Juglans regia, 2518 nucleotides long. Its product is annotated as prolyl endopeptidase-like. The transcript is spliced from 13 exons. Gene Ontology annotation, cellular component: cytosol. The record is from RefSeq and is a predicted model, not a curated record. Gene Ontology annotation, biological process: proteolysis. The coding region runs from base 105 to 2300 and encodes 731 amino acids. Gene Ontology annotation, molecular function: oligopeptidase activity; serine-type endopeptidase activity. Lineage: Eukaryota; Viridiplantae; Streptophyta; Magnoliopsida; Fagales; Juglandaceae.
GAUUCGCAUUAGCUCAUUGACUCUCUAAUCAUUCCAAGCCCAAGCCGCUUUUACAAACUAUAAUCCAAUCUUCUCCUUCCUCUUCUUUGUUCUCAACCCCCACAAUGGGUUCGAUUGGUGCCCUAGAAGAGCAUUUGCAGUACCCGAUUGCUCGCAGAGACGAGUCCGUCGUCGACGACUAUCACGGCGUUAAGGUCUCCGACCCCUAUAGAUGGCUUGAGGAUCCGGACGCCGAGGAAGUGAAAGAAUUUGUGCAGAAGCAGGUGAAAUUGACCGAGUCGCUGCUUGAGAAAUGCGAGACGAGAGAGAAGCUUCGAGAGAGCAUCACGAAGCUCUUCGAUCACCCGCGUUACGAAGCGCCUUUCAGGCGAGGGGACAAAUACUUUUACUUCCACAACACCGGGCUUCAAGCCCAAAACGUCCUCUACGUGCAGGAUAGCUUGGAUGGAAAACCUGAGGUUUUGCUGGAUCCAAAUUCGCUUAGUGAAGAUGGAACUGUCUCUUUGAACACGCUUUCGGUCAGUGAAGACGCCAAGUACUUGGCUUACGGGCUUAGCACUAGUGGUAGCGAUUGGGUGACGAUCAAAUUAACACGGGUGGAGGACAAAAAGGUUGAAGCUGAUACUUUAUCAUGGGUUAAGUUUUCGUCUAUUAGUUGGACUCAUGACAGCAAAGGGUUUUUCUACAGUCGAUAUCCUGCUCCCAAAGAGGGAGAAGGUAUAGAUGCUGGAACGGAGACCAAUUCUAAUCUUUACCAUGAGCUAUACUAUCAUUUCUUGGGUACGGAUCAAUCUGAAGAUAUUUUAUGCUGGAGAGAUUCUGAAAACCCUAAAUACUUGUUCGGAGCUGGUGUUACAGAUGAUGGGAAGUAUGUUCUUUUGCACAUUGAGGAGGGUUGUGACCCUGUCAACAAGUUUUAUUACUGUGACUUGUCUGCACUUCCUAAUGGGCUUGCUGGGAUGAAGGGGAAAAAUGAUCUACUCCCAUUUAUUAAGCUUAUUGAUGAAUUUGACGCGCAGUAUGUUGCCAUUGCAAAUGAUGACACUCUAUUUACCUUUCAUACAAAUAAAGAUGCUCCAAAGUAUAAGUUAGUCCGAGUUGAUCUUAAGGAACCAACUGUUUGGACUGAUGUUAUCCAAGAGGCCAAAAAUGAUGUACUUGAAUCGGCUUGUGCUGUUAAUGGUAACCAGAUGAUUGUGUGUUACCUGAGUGAUGUCAAGUAUGUUCUGCAGAUAAGGGACUUGAAAUCAGGUUCCUUGCUACAUCAAUUACCCAUUGAUAUUGGGACAGUUGUAGGGAUUUCUGCAAGGCGUGAAGACAAUGUUGUUUUUAUUGGGUUCACUAGCUUUCUUACACCUGGUAUUGUUUAUCAGUGUAAUCUAGGAACUGAGGUUCCUGAGAGGAAGAUAUUUCGUGAAAUUGUUGUUCCUGGGUUUGAUCGCUCAGAGUUCCAUGUCAAGCAGGUUUUUGUGCCCAGUAAGGAUGGUACCAAGAUACCGAUGUUCAUUGUGGCAAGAAAGAAUAUUCUUUUGGAUGGAUCACACCCAUGUUUGUUAUAUGGUUAUGGUGGAUUUAACAUUAGUCUCACACCAUCAUUUAGUGUUGGUCGAAUUGUGCUCACAAGGCAUCUAGGUGUUGUUUUUUGCAUAGCAAACAUUCGUGGUGGUGGAGAAUAUGGAGAGGAAUGGCAUAAAGCAGGCGCACUUGCAAGAAAGCAGAAUUGCUUUGAUGAUUUCAUUUCUGCUGCUGAAUACCUUACAUCUGCUGGUUAUACCCAGCCCAAAAAGUUGUGUAUUGAAGGUGGAAGCAAUGGUGGACUUCUUAUUGGGGCUUGCAUAAAUCAGAGACCGGAUCUUUUUGGUUGUGCUUUGGCUCAUGUUGGUGUUAUGGACAUGCUGCGAUUCCAUAAGUUUACCAUAGGCCAUGCAUGGACUUCUGAUUAUGGCUGUUCAGACAAGGAGGAAGAGUUCCAUUGGCUAAUCAAGUAUUCUCCACUGCAUAAUGUGAGGAGACAUUGGGAAGAGCAUCCAGAUCAAACCUGCCAGUACCCAUCCACAAUGUUGUUGACUGCCGAUCAUGAUGAUAGGGUUGUGCCAUUGCACUCAUUGAAGUUAUUGGCGACUAUGCAAUACGUUCUUUGCACGAGCUUGAAGAACAGCCCCCAGACCAAUCCUAUUAUUGGUCGCAUUGAGUGCAAGGCAGGGCAUGGAGCUGGACGUCCUACACAGAAAUUGAUCGAUGAAGCUGCUGAUCGGUAUGGUUUUAUGGCCAAGAUGUUGGAUGCUACAUGGAUUGACUAGGUGAAUGUAUGGAUUGACAGAAUGCAUCGUGCAUUUGGGAGAUUUAAUGGGAGGUUGGAUUAAAAACAUUUUUUCCCCCUUUUUUAAAGAAUUACAACCACAACAAAGAAAAAUACCAUACGCAAUAAUCUUGUUUGAAAGUUCCAAUUAUGAUUAUCAGCAGUUGUCUAUACUUGCUUUUUGGCCAUAAUUUAACUGAUUUUGAAGUAUUUCUUUUU